Fulvia fulva is the source of this 1695-nucleotide messenger RNA. RefSeq lists its product as uncharacterized. The transcript is spliced from 2 exons. The coding region runs from base 1 to 1695 and encodes 564 amino acids. NCBI's taxonomy places the organism in Eukaryota, Fungi, Ascomycota, Dothideomycetes, Mycosphaerellales, Mycosphaerellaceae. The record is from RefSeq and is a predicted model, not a curated record.
AUGCACGUGAGGCAACGAUCUUGGAGUACUGCUGAGGCAGCAAAAGAUGUUGAGGCCAAGGAUGUGAAGUGGUUUGGCCAGGGCCAUGAUGUGCCGAAGACGGGGUGGAAGGCGGUGGUGAAGCACCAGGGCAACACGUUUUUCUUGUUGCUCUUCGCGUGGGUUGUGCUGAUCUACUAUAUAAGACGGGCACCAGUAGCAGAACGAGAAUUUGCGUCUGUUGCUCCGAAGUUGGCCGCAGCGACAUUAGGGAACACCACUGCGCCUCCAGCAAAUCUCCAUCUACUCGUACCAGCAUCGAAGGGAGAUCCGAAUCUAUGCAAAGUGCUGGUGAGCGCGGGCAUUCUUGGAUAUCCAUCGCCUGUGAUAAUAAACUGGAACCAGACUUUCAAUGAGAACUUGGUCGAAGGCGGCUCGCAUCUGGCAAAGAUCAGUGGCAUUCACGACCACUUGAACAAAUUCGAGGCGAGACAGGAUGACGAUCUCGUCUUGAUGGUUGAUGGAUAUGAUAUCUGGUUCCAGCUGCGACCGCAGACAUUGAUAGAUCGUUACUUUGCCAUCAACCGGAGAGCUGACGAGCGAACGAACGAGCGACUAAAGGAAGCUGCUUCUCGACACAACAUCCGCCAAGAGAUUGUCUUUGGAUGCCAGAAGCGCUGCUGGCCGUGGUCUGAGAAUGACCCGCCUUGCUAUGCUGUACCGCAAUCAGAUCUCCCAUCAGAUGUCUACGGGCCACAGACUGACACAGAUAUUGGCAACGAGGAAAAUCCAUACAUCAAGUUCCGACCGCGCUUCCUCAAUUCUGGAGUGGCUAUAGGCACUGUUAGAGCCAUGAGGAAGCUUUUCGCACAGGCGCUGAAGAACAUGGAGAAUGAGAAGAACUUCGGAAGCGACCAGUUCAUCUUCAGUCAUAUCUUCGGCGAUCAAGAAGUGUGGCGUGAAGCAAUCCGACAAGACUCCCUUUCAGGACCAAAGAAGGUGGCUGAGAAAGUCAUCGACCGCAACCAAAAAGUCAAAUGGAACCCCGACCACAUCGAAGAAGUCCGCAAAAAGGCCGCCCAAACCACCGACGGCACCUACGAAUUCGGCAUCGGCGUCGACUUCCGCAGCGAGAUAGGCCUCAACACCGUCUUCGCCGAAGACGACACAGCCUGGCUAACCUGGAGCAACCACGACGAAGUCCUCGAGGCCAAGCAAGCCCUCGAGAUCUCCGCCGAAGACCCCCGCCUCCAAAACCUCUCCACCGACAUCGCCACCACAAUUCCCCCCUUCUGGACCUUUAACCACGAACCCUCCCUCCCCCGCUGGACAAACUGGUCCUCCAUCCCCCUCUUCACCAACAUCUGGCACGACAACGUCCCCGCCGUGAUCCACCACAACGCACACCGCGAUGGCCGCAAAGCACUACGAAUGGAAUGGUGGGAUAAGAUUUGGUUCUUCAGGUAUAUGAGGACGAUGUAUGAUGCGAGUAUUUACGAGCCGAUUGUGCCGAUAGCGUAUAGCGGGUACGAUGAGGAGAGCCAGCGGGUGUGGUGGCCGGGGGAGAGGUGGAAGGGAGGAGGGAGGAAUGGGCCGAAGAUUGAUAGUGAGAUUUUCGAUGAGCAGUGGGUUGGGUUUGAGGAGAUGUGUUAUGAGUUUCAUGAGGAGGUUUUUAGGGAUGGGAAGGGGCCUUGGACUUUGCCGGAGGCGCAUUGA